This is a messenger RNA of Trypanosoma rangeli, 2163 nucleotides long. RefSeq lists its product as uncharacterized. The record is from RefSeq and is a predicted model, not a curated record. The coding region runs from base 1 to 2163 and encodes 720 amino acids. NCBI's taxonomy places the organism in Eukaryota, Euglenozoa, Kinetoplastea, Trypanosomatida, Trypanosomatidae. The transcript has a single exon.
AUGCCCGUUACGCGAGCAUUAAUCACCAAACCCGCAGCAUGGAGUUCCCUGGAGCGACGCCGCAACGCUAUUACAAAACCACGCACUGAAAGUGAUCUCGCCAACACAUCUGACCCUCUCGUUCUUACGCAUACGACCUCUCUCUCCUCAGCUCCGCAUCACCAUCAGGUUUCCACCCUAUGGGACGAGAGGGAACAUGAGGCGUCAACGAGCCCACACAAGGGACCCUGCAUGUUAAUUGGGUGUCAUGGAUAUGCGGUUAACGAUGGUGUGGCCCCACGUCCAAACGGAUGCGAAAAUACACAAUCCGUGGCGUUUGUGCCACACAAAAACGAAUGUGCGGAGGCGUGUUGCAGCUCCUGCGGGGCGCCCGUACCAGAUGGCUCGCUGCGGCUGACGGUGUUAGACCCCUGGGGGCAAAACGAAGAAGCUGCCAGCAACUACCUAGGUGGUCACUUUGAAGGGAGCGAAGGAGAGCGACAACAGCGUGCGUUCACCGCGGAAAGAGGUCCAAGUAUUAGUAGCAGCAGAAAAAACGUUUGCCCUACUGACGAUGGGGUAGACCUACUUCGCCGUCACCACAGCAAGCGUUCUCUCCGUGCAGGGGCAUUAGAGGAUGGUGCUGACACAGGACGUUAUCCAUUCAAAGAAACUGAGGACAAUGCGCUCCUCAGCUCUGGUGUGGAUGAGGAGUGUGGGGCACAACAGGGUUCAGCGCAUACUUCGACCCCUGCCUGCACGCGGGCGAGCGCCAUUGCUAUUUCACUGUUUCAGCGGCUGUUAGGGCAAACCAUGCUAUCACAAUACUUUAAUGCAUGGUGGAGAUUUAUUCUGUUGAAGACCCAUAAGCCAAAGGGGACAAACGCCUUGGCGCUUGCGGCGCCUGGAGCUGCCUCGCAGGGUUCGGACCCAUCACGUUAUCACGUCUCUGCCCCCGCGCAUUUCGAAGCUAGCCGGAUACCGUUGGGGUGGAGAGAGUUCUCUGAAUCUCCGGAAUUUAUAGGUAGCACGGCUUUCGUGGGAGAAGAGGUGCUGAGGGCGGGGCCUAAUUUUGGACAUUUGUUCACUGCUAGCGGAGAGCGGGGCACGCAUUCGUCUCGGUGUUUGGUGUCGAUGAAUCCUGCGUUAUCUGGCGAAUUGACUGAAUGUCUUUCGCUCUCUCCCACCCAUCAACGUUCACUCGUCCCACGUCGAUUGCGGCACCGUGGAAUCGAUGGGCGCUCACGACAAGGGGGCCUGGAUCACACACACGUUGCACGGCCCCUGGACUGGAGUGGUCUGCUGGAAGGCGAGGAGGUGGCGGCCCGCAUCUCCCUCAAAGGUGAAGAAGCAAGACAGCGAUGCGAGCUUCAGUCGAACGCACAAUGUGUAAUGGACAAUCUUCUCAUGAUUGCCCUCUGCGGAAAGAGGCGGGUCUCCCUCCCCGUAUCUCUCCGUGCAAAGGCCUUUGUGCAGGUGGAGGAGGCUGACACAAUAGAAAACUGUUCAACGCCGCACUUCGUCGAGGCGAAUCAGCUCCGCCUACCGUUAAGGCCACGAACUAAGUGGGAGGGAGGUGUUCCCUUUUCCGGAGGUACCGCGGUAAGUCCUGGGGCAGAGGGACAUGCCUCCUACCGUGACCGAACCCCCAUAUCUUCUGACAAAUAUACAAGAGAAGGAAGCUUAGGUGAGGCACCUGCAGAGCCACAGCUGGAGAAGGUUUUAGCAGCAGCCGCAUCAACGCCAGAGACUCAUUUGAGUAGAAACAAAUUCCCCGACCCUCCUCUACACGAUAAUUUUUAUAUGGACUGUGAUGAAUGGAAAGGUGAAGGUUUGCCCUGCAGCGACCAUACGCAUGGUCUAUCCAGCUCUCCCGGGGCGGAGGUUAAUACAGGGGUUCCGCAAGGGACUCAGGAGGUGGUAUUCCCUCUGCCAACAGCAGGUGCAGUUGCCCCAACUCAGUCCACUCCACAGCGUGAAAUUGAGUAUACGACAGCAAAUACACCUAUCACUCUGGCACGGACGAAUCGCAAGGGAUUGCCACUUACUGUGCCAGACGGUCUGUGGUGCUCGGAGCUACACAUCAGGGAGCGGUUGCGCCGUCGCCAACUUGUGGCAAAAUAUUGCGAAGGCCUUGAACUCAUCAUCUACGCAUGUUUCAGUGACGCCGUUCAACUUGCUUAG